This is a messenger RNA of Tympanuchus pallidicinctus (lesser prairie-chicken), 10418 nucleotides long. It is a transcript of the gene KIF1B, whose product is annotated as kinesin family member 1B. The record is from RefSeq and is a predicted model, not a curated record. The transcript is spliced from 49 exons. Gene Ontology annotation, molecular function: ATP binding; microtubule motor activity; microtubule binding. Gene Ontology annotation, biological process: microtubule-based movement. Bases 387 to 5837 code for a protein of 1816 amino acids. Lineage: Eukaryota; Metazoa; Chordata; Aves; Galliformes; Phasianidae.
GAUUCUGUCAGUGUGGGAGCGGCGCGGUCGGGAGCGGACCGCUGUGCCGCUUCUCCCCUCCGCGGCCUUUCUCUCCUCCCUCCCCCUGUCCCCUCCCUCUCUCCCUUCUUCUCCUUUCCCGCUGUCUGCUCGUUCUCUCCCUGCGACGGGCGGGCCUCACGGCGGAGGCGGCGAAUUGUGAUGGGGGAGGCCGCUUUCUUCCCUUUCCCCCGCCCCGCUCUGCUCUCCUUCUCCGACCCCAGCCGCUGACGGCGCCGGCGGCCCCGCACCGCCCGCGGCCCUCGGACCCCCGCGGCGGCCGUCCCCAGAAAACGCCAGCAAGAAGGUAAACCUGAAGGGUUGUGACCUCCUCCACGUAACAGCUCAGUGUACAACAAGCAGCCAGAAUGUCGGGGGCUUCUGUGAAGGUGGCUGUUCGGGUCCGGCCCUUCAACUCGCGAGAAACCAGCAAAGAAUCCAAAUGUAUCAUCCAGAUGCAAGGCAAUUCUACCAGUAUUAUCAACCCAAAGAAUCCCAAGGAAGCGCCAAAGUCCUUCAGCUUUGACUACUCUUACUGGUCCCACACAUCGCCUGAAGAUCCCUGCUUUGCAUCUCAGAGCCGUGUGUACAAUGAUAUUGGGAAGGAGAUGUUGCUGCAUGCCUUUGAGGGCUACAACGUAUGCAUUUUUGCCUAUGGACAAACUGGAGCUGGGAAAUCCUACACAAUGAUGGGCAAACAGGAGGAGAGCCAAGCAGGGAUAAUCCCCCAGCUAUGUGAAGAAUUGUUUGAGAAAAUCAAUGACAACAGCAAUGAAGAGAUGUCGUACUCUGUAGAGGUGAGUUACAUGGAGAUUUAUUGUGAGAGAGUCAGAGACUUGUUGAACCCGAAGAACAAAGGGAAUUUGCGGGUGCGAGAGCAUCCUCUGCUUGGCCCUUAUGUGGAAGAUCUGUCCAAGCUAGCAGUCACAUCUUACACAGACAUUGCAGACCUCAUGGAUGCUGGAAACAAGGCCAGGACUGUGGCAGCUACCAACAUGAAUGAAACUAGCAGCCGCUCGCACGCUGUAUUUACAAUUGUCUUUACUCAGAAGAAACAUGAUGCAGAAACUGAUCUUUCCACAGAGAAGGUCAGCAAGAUCAGCCUUGUAGAUCUGGCAGGGAGCGAGCGAGCUGAUUCAACUGGUGCCAAAGGAACCCGAUUAAAGGAAGGAGCAAAUAUAAACAAGUCUCUCACGACUCUGGGCAAAGUUAUUUCAGCAUUGGCAGAGGUGGAUAACUGCACCAGCAAGAGUAAAAAGAAGAAGAAGACGGACUUCAUACCAUACAGGGAUUCUGUACUAACGUGGCUUCUUCGAGAAAAUCUGGGUGGUAAUUCCCGAACUGCUAUGGUUGCUGCUUUGAGUCCAGCAGAUAUCAACUAUGAUGAAACUUUGAGCACUUUAAGAUAUGCUGAUCGUGCAAAACAGAUUAAAUGCAAUGCUGUUAUCAAUGAAGAUCCCAAUGCCAAGCUGGUGCGUGAGCUGAAGGAGGAGGUGACAAGGCUUAAGGAUCUCUUGCGUGCCCAAGGGCUGGGAGAUAUCAUUGACAUUGAUCCAAUGGGAGAUGAAUACUCUGGAAGUGGAGGCAAAUAUCUGAAAGAUUUUCAGAACAAUAAGCAUAGAUACUUGCUAGCCACCGAGAAUCAACGUCCUGGCAAUUUUUCCACAGCCUCCAUGGGGUCCCUCACUGCCUCUCCGUCCUCCUGCUCUCUCAGUAGUCAGGUGGGCUUAACAUCUGUGUCCAGUAUACAGGAAAGAAUCAUGUCGACGCCUGGAGGAGAAGAGGCAAUUGAGCGUUUGAAGGAAUCUGAGAAGAUCAUUGCAGAGCUGAAUGAAACGUGGGAAGAGAAGCUGAGGAAAACAGAGGCCAUUAGGAUGGAAAGGGAGGCAUUGUUGGCAGAAAUGGGAGUUGCCAUUCGGGAAGAUGGAGGAACACUGGGAGUCUUUUCUCCUAAAAAGACUCCUCAUCUUGUAAACCUUAAUGAAGAUCCACUCAUGUCUGAAUGUCUGCUCUACUACAUCAAAGAUGGUAUUACUAGGGUUGGCCAGGCUGAUGCUGAGCGAAGGCAAGACAUCGUAUUGAGUGGGGCUCACAUCAAAGAAGAGCACUGUAUCUUUCGAAGUGAGAGGAACAACAACGGUGAAGUUAUUGUUACUUUGGAGCCUUGUGAACGGUCAGAAACUUAUGUUAAUGGCAAGCGGGUUGUGCAGCCUGUGCAACUGCGUUCAGGAAAUCGUAUCAUCAUGGGUAAAAACCACGUCUUCCGAUUCAACCAUCCAGAGCAAGCACGAGCAGAAAGGGAGAAAACUCCGUCAGCUGAGACUCCCUCUGAGCCUGUUGACUGGACGUUUGCUCAGAGGGAGCUUCUGGAGAAGCAGGGCAUUGACAUGAAGCAAGAGAUGGAGAAAAGAUUACAAGAAAUGGAGAUUUUGUAUAAGAAGGAAAAGGAGGAAGCAGAUCUCUUGUUGGAGCAGCAAAGGCUGGACUAUGAGAGUAAGCUGCAGGCCUUGCAGAAGCAGGUGGAGACACGAUCCUUGGCAGCUGAAACAACAGAGGAGGAGGAAGAGGAGGAGGAAGUGACCUGGACACGACAUGAAUAUGAGCUCGCACAGUGGGCUUUCAGGAAAUGGAAGUUCCAUCAGUUCACUUCACUGAGGGAUCAGCUCUGGGGCAAUGCUGUGUAUCUGAAAGAAGCCAAUGCGAUCAGCGUAGAAUUAAAGAAAAAGGUACAGUUUCAGUUUGUCCUGCUGACUGACACCCUCUACUCACCACUGCCACCAGAGCUUUUGCCCCCUGAGAUGGAGAAGACCCAGGACAACAGGCCGUUUCCCCGGACAGUGGUAGCUGUGGAAGUCCAGGAUCUGAAGAAUGGAGCAACGCAUUACUGGUCCUUAGAAAAACUCAAGCAGCGGUUGGACCUGAUGCGUGAGAUGUACGACCGAGCUGGGGAAAUGGCAUCCAGCACACAGGAUGAGAGUGAAAGCACAAUGACAGGCAGUGACCCCUUUUAUGAUCGGUUUCACUGGUUCAAGCUGGUUGGAAGCUCCCCCAUUUUCCAUGGCUGCGUGAAUGAGCGUCUUGCUGAUCGCACGCCCUCCCCCACUUUCUCCACGGCUGACUCUGACAUCACUGAACUGGCUGAUGAGCAGCAGGAUGAGAUGGAGGACUUUGAUGAUGAGGCCUUUGUGGAUGAUACUGGCUCCGACGCUGGAACAGAGGAGGGAUCAGACCUCUUCAAUGAUGGGCACGACCCGUUUUACGACCGAUCCCCUUGGUUCAUUUUAGUGGGAAGAGCAUUUGUAUACCUGAGCAAUCUGCUGUACCCCGUGCCUCUGAUUCACCGAGUAGCUGUUGUUAGUGAGAAGGGAGAAGUGCGAGGAUUUCUGCGAGUAGCAGUGCAAGCUAUAGCAGCUGAUGAAGAAGCCCCUGAUUAUGGAUCUGGUAUUCGACAGUCAGGCACAGCUAAAAUUUCAUUUGAUAAUGAAUAUUUCGAUAAGAGCGAUUUUUCUGCUGUCGCAAUGACUCGGUCUGGACUGUCAUUGGAAGAAUUGAGAAUUGUGGAAGGGCAGGGACAGAAUUCAGAGGUUGUCACUCCUCCAGAGGAGAUAAACAGAAUGAAUGAACUGGACUUGAAGUCAUCCACUCUGCUGGAUGGAAAAAUGACUAUGGAAGGGUUCACUGAAGAAAUUGGUAAUCACUUGAAGCUGGGAAGUGUGUUUACCUUCCGUGUGACAGUGCUGCAGGCCAGUGGCAUCCUUCCUGAAUAUGCAGACAUCUUCUGCCAGUUCAACUUUUUACACCGUCAUGAUGAAGCUUUCUCAACAGAACCUCUCAAAAACAACGGUCGAGGGACUCCGCUUGGUUUUUACCACGUUCAGAACAUUGCUGUGGAAGUGACAGAAUCAUUUGUGGAGUACAUCAAAACAAAGCCUAUUGUUUUUGAAGUCUUUGGACAUUACCAGCAGCAUCCUCUACAUCUGCAAGGACAGGAUCUCAAUAGCCCUCCACAGCCUUCUCGAAGAUUCUUUCCUCCCCCUAUGCCACUCUCAAAGCCAGUGCCUGCUACAAAGCUGAAUACUAUGAGCAAACCCAGCUUGGGCCACAGCGUGAGCAAAUACGACCUUCUUGUCUGGUUUGAGAUCAGUGAAUUGGAGCCAACUGGCGAGUAUAUUCCUGCUAUUGUGGACCACACUGGAUGCCUGCCUUGUCAGGGGACAUUCCUGCUUCACCAGGGAAUCCAACGCAGAAUCACAGUCACCAUCAUCCAUGAGAAAGGCAAUGAGUUGCACUGGAAAGAUGUACGAGAGCUGGUUGUUGGACGUAUAAGAAACAAAGCAGAAGUCGAUGAAGCUGCUGUGGAUGCUAUUUUGUCUUUGAAUAUUAUCUCUGCAAAAUACCUGAAGUCAUCUCACAGCUCCAAUAGGACGUUUUAUCGGUUUGAAGCAGUUUGGGAUAGCUCCUUGCAUAACUCCCUUCUCCUCAAUCGAGUGACCCCAUAUGGAGAGAAGAUAUAUAUGACCCUUUCUGCUUACCUGGAGCUUGACCACUGCAUUCAGCCUGCUGUUAUAACAAAGGAUGUUUGUAUGGUCUUUUACUCACGUGAUGCCAAGAUCUCCCCACCACGAUCGCUGCGCAAUCUCUUUGGCAGUGGCUACUCCAAAUCUCCAGAUUCCAAUCGAGUGACUGGGAUCUAUGAACUAAGUUUAUGCAAAAUGGCAGACACAGGAAGUCCCGGAAUGCAGAGGAGGAGGAGGAAAGUCCUGGAUACGUCUGUGGCAUACGUGCGUGGAGAAGAGAACCUGGCAGGCUGGAGGCCUCGAGGAGACAGCCUCAUCCUGGAGCAUCAGUGGGAACUGGAGAAACUAGAGCUGCUGCACGAGGUGGAAAAAACCCGGCAUUUCCUUUUGCUUCGUGAAAAGCUUGGUGACAGCAUCCCCAAGUCUCUGAGCGACUCAUUGUCUCCCAGUCUGAGCAGUGGAACCCUCAGCACCUCCACCAGCAUUUCCUCGCAGAUUUCCACCACAACAUUUGAGAGUGCUGUGACGCCCAGUGAGAGCAGUGGCUAUGACUCUACAGACAUAGAGAGUCUGGUGGAUCGUGAGAAGGAGCUGGCCACCAAGUGUCUACAGCUUCUGACUCACACUUUCAAUCGGGAGUUUAACCAAGUGUACAACAGCAUCAGUGACUGUAAGUUGUCUGAUAUUUCUCCCAUUGGACGGGACCCAUCAGUGUCAAGUUUCAGCAGUGCUACCCUCACACCUUCCUCUACCUGUCCUUCUCUGGUGGAUUCAAGAUGCAAUUCAGUUGAUCAGAAGACACCAGAAGCAAAUUCUCGUGCCUCCAGUCCCUGUCCUGAGAUGGAGCAGUUCCAGAUAAUUCCUGCAGUAGAAAGUUCCUAUCUUGCCAGAGCUGGAAAGAAUGAAUUCCUGAAUCUUGUUCCUGAUAUUGAGGAAAUCAGACCUGGCUCUGUGGUGUCAAAGAAAGGAUACCUCCACUUCAAAGAGCCACUCUCCAGCUCCUGGGCCAAGCACUUUGUGGUGGUCCGCCGUCCCUAUGUUUUUAUUUACAACAGUGACAAAGAUCCUGUGGAAAGAGGGCUCAUAAACUUAUCCACGGCUCAGGUGGAAUACAGCGAGGAUCAGCAGGCAAUGGUGAAGACACCCAACACCUUUGGUGUAUGCACAAAGCAUCGUGGGGUCCUGCUCCAGGCCAUCAAUGACAAAGACAUGAAUGACUGGUUAUACGCCUUCAACCCACUUCUUGCUGGCACGAUACGGUCCAAACUGGCUCGAAGACGGACAGGCCAGCUGAAGUACUGAGUCCAUGUAAUGUUCUCAUCUGUUCUCCCUAACUCCUAUUCUGAUAGAUAAAAGUGUUACCUCUCAUUUUCUCUUUGUGAUUCUUGCCAGUUUCUCUUGUAUGUAAUCCUGUGGCUUAACAACCCCUACCUCCCCACCUCCUCCAUUGCAUUUUCUAGAUAUUCUAACACUACUUUGUUUCUUUUCACUUGUGCGGAGAAUCCUACUAGUAGCAUGUGGCCAAACAAAAAGGAGGAAAAAAAACCUGAUUAUGCACGACUCUAAAAAGAAAAAAAAGAUUUUUUCCUACAACAAUUGUUUUUUCAUUCCAGCUGACCUUCUGGUGUCUGUCCCACUGUACAUUAUUGUCUGUCUAGAAUGCUACAGGUUUUUCAUUUGAUUCGUGACUUGGCAAUAGUCAUUGGUUCCCUCAGGGCAAAGUGCUAUGCCAGGGAAAGAUCGUUCCUUCUAUAUAGACGUUACCCAGUCAGGAACUGCAAUAGCUCCUCAGGCUUUCCAGCCUCUGAAUUAAAACUCCUUUGAAAGCUGACAUUGGAUAAAUCUAUCUGGGCAGACUGGACUUUGGACUUGGUGCAAGAUUUUGAGCUCUCUGGGUCUAACGGGCUGGAAAGAGGUAGGGAAGGAAUCUGGAGGGGCUGGCUGCAGAGAUCUGCCUUUCCAUGUUCACUGUGGGGAUGCAGGUGAGCAGUGCUUGCCUCUAACUCUUCCACUAAAAUGUAAUGCUGUUCUGCCUUUGAGCUGAGCAGACAGAACUGCUAAUGUGAGGAAAACCAAAAUGUAUUAUGUUAGGUACAAUCCCUGAAGUUUUAGAUGCUCACCCUCACGUUUGUGGAAGGAACCAGUGUGAUGGUUUCCUGGAGCCUUUUCAGGAGAUCACCACAGGAGGGCAACAUCUCCCCUUUCUGCUUUUAGUUCAGCCUUUCUAGUUCUUGUAGUGACAGUUCUCACCUCUUGGAAGACAUUUACACUUGUAAUCGGUUUGUUAGGGAAGACAGAUCUUUGGCAUCAUUCUGAAAUGCCUGCUUUAUGCAUGGAUCCUGUACCUGCAAUAUUGAGCUGCCAUCCCAUCUGUCAAUGGGGAAAAGUAUCCACUGUCUACAGAAUGCUUUCUGGACCUUGCACUUGCAGUAUUCUUCAGGGAACAGCAGGACACUUUCACUUCCUUUUGGAAUAAUUGUUGAAUGUCUCUUAAUCUUCCUGCUGCAAUUCUCUUUAGCUAACCUCCUUGGUUAUUAAUUUCAGACAUUAUCCUUCCUUGAGGGCAGAUCAGGUGGACUUUGAUCCUGGUCAGUGUGGUGUGACAGUUUGCUGCUUGGAGAUCAGCUGGGUGGUGUUGGUUCUUGACCUGCGAUGGAAGUUCUCUCUGGGGCAAAGCUUUGCUCCUUGCAUCAGGAAAGGAAGGCAGAACGAGUUUCCUUUCUGAGAAGUGAACUCAUCUUUCUUACUUAGGUUUUUAAGGAGGUUGGAAGCUUUUGUUUGUUUUAUUUUCUGUGUUUCAGAUUGUUACGCUGUUGUUUUGUGACUUGGGUGCUGGUAGGGCUAGCUGUGAUCCUGGGCAAACGUACCAGGAUUUCACCCUGAGGUUCCUUACUCUCUUGGGAAGAGAUGAAAGGGUUUUGUGCCACCAUCGCAGUAGGUUCAUCUAAGGGAAACAAAAUUGUGACGCCAGCUCAGGAAGGUCAUUUUAAUUCAGAUCACUCAUCGUCAGGUCACCCCAUGCCUUGGGACUUCUGUGGCCAAAAGUAUAUGUGGGACUGCCAUCAGCUGAGCAGUUUUUUUAUUAGCUUUGUGGGUUUUUCAUUCAAAUAAAAUGCAAUGCAUACUGGGACCUCCUAAACGCAUAGCUGGAAAGGGGAGAUGGAGUCUGACACUUGCUAGGGCAUAUCCUUAUUUAUCAGUGUAGUAUUCAGAUUAAAUACUGUGCUCAUCCCCUCUCCUAAGGUCCUUGGAUUUAUUUCAGAACUGGAACCCAGAGCGUGUGUGUGUCCUGGGGACCCAGGAAUUAGCAGAGAGGAUUUUUUUUGUUUCGGUUUUGUCUUGUUGAGUGUGUGCGACUCUCAGUACAGUGGUGAUAUCCUUUGUUUUGCAAUGGACGAUGUGCACUUGCAGUGUGUGCAUACUAAGACUGCUGGUGCUGGCAGUGGGCUCGUCGAGCUGCAGCUAAGCUGAUUUCAAGAUGUAUUGAGAAUGAAGUAGGUUGAUUUUAAGCACUAAGUUGUUACUGCCGCCAUCCCCACUGUUUGCCAUGGGGGUGGAACCAGUCUGAGGAGGACUCGCAAUCUCAGUGGUGGCAUUAUGUGACGCACUGACAGAUGAAAAGUUUUGUUUUUAUCUUUUCUUUUUUAAUCUAGAAGAAAACUAGUUUUCUAAGUCUUUGCUUUGGAUAAACCAGAAGAUGAACUGUGGGUAAAUAAACAUUGCAUAGAAACACGAUUAAAGGAUUGUCCUUUGAAAACAGGAAGAGACAGUUGCUUAUUUUAUACCGAGCUGGAGAUGUGACAGUUGUAUUACAUAAGUGUCUUACAACAGAAGAUUCCAAGCAGCUUCUUAUGGCUUGGUGUUUGUGUGGAUAACAGGUCAUCAGGAGAACAGAAUUCUAUUUUUAAUCAUCAGUAUCUCUUAGAGCUGCAUAAUCUUGACAAAAUCAAUUCUCAUGUGGAGUUCAAGUGGGCAUUACUGUUUCUGGGUCUGACCUAAAUACAGAUUUUCACCAAUUACUGAGACAUUGGUUUCCCUACUUAAAACUGGACGACUGAAAUGAACUGAAAUUUUCUUUAAAAUGAAAGCAAAGCAAAAAAAAAAAGAAAAGCAAAUUUCUAUUCACUUCAAAGCUCUUUUGAUUUAACCCAACAAUUAAAAGAGUUCUGUUUAGGAACAGAACAAGGAUGGAAAAACGUGCCAAGCUGCCUUCUGCUGACGUUUAAAAACCCACUCUUGGUUACCUGCUGUGUGCUUGUGGAGUCCUGGAGUCAGACAGCUCUCAGGACCCAACCACUGGGCACCAGGCGUCCUGCUGGGGGUCUGCCAGCCCACUGAGCAGAAACACUGCUGGUAAAACUGACAGGCGGUUCUUAAACAGAAUUGGGAGUGAAACUGUGCCACAGUUUGGGUUUUUUUAUGUUCCCGAGUAAAUGGGAGGAGAAAUGGCCCAAUGAAAAUCGUGUCAUUUGUAAUAAGAGCUUCCUGGGUGUUUUUAAACUAAACCUUCUAUACUGUAUUUUGGAAAUGCACUUUAAGUACCUGUUGAAAGAAGAUUCCUAUGUUCUGGGAUGCAGAAGGGAAGGUAAUAUUAUUUCCAAACCACUGAGAACUUUUUUUCCUUUUGCUAGUGUGUAAUAGUUCUGAUUACCGAUCAGCAAGAUAUUUCAAAGCAAAGACUUUACCUUUUGCUGCUUGUUAUCUAAUUUACAGGGAUUUAAUUUUAUGUAAUGUAUUGUAUAUUUAUACAUCUGUAAUUAAUUGCACAUUAGAUAAGAAAGAGGAUUAGCUUUAGAAUAACACCUGUUGGUACUCUCCGAUAACUAAUAUACUGCCUAUGCAUUGCAUCUUUCUGGUACUCUUACACAGCCUUAGUUUGUGUUAGUUUAUACUGUGGUGGUGUUUUUGUUGAACAUGCAGUUGUUCACCUGCUGCUCGAAGGAAGGAUACUAAUGCUGCUCUGGAACGGUUUGCUGAAUGUACUUGAAAAUGGAUCUCUAACGUGUGCGUUGCAUCUCUCCAUUGUGGUCAAUAACACCAAUACGUGGUCUGAACUGUACUGUAUGUAGCAGGAAUGUAUUAAUUUUGUGCUUCUUUGUUUAAAAACAUCAGGUGUUCAAGAACAGGAUGGAGAUUUUUUUUGUUCAGAAGGCCAUUUAUGCGUUCUAAGUGUUUGAAAUCAAAACUAGUCCAACUCAAACCAGAUGGUUGUGUCCAAUGUCAAUUGGAACAGUUUUUAAUUAACAGGAGCAGACACAUGAUCAGAAAAUGGAGGGUGUGGGGUCCUCACUCUCCAAUUUGUACUGUUGCCAAGGCAAUGGUCUGGUCCUGAGCAGUGCUGAGCUCCCUCUCGCUCACGUUGAUAUAGAGUAGAAGCAGAGGGAGUCGUGGAUGAUCAGCGCUUCCCAGGAUCAGCUCUUAAUUUCCCACUCUGCUUGUUCAUACUUCACGUGCAGUCCAUUAAUGUUCUUGACUUUGGACAUCAGACAUGCUGUUGCACUGAAAUACAUCUUUUCUUUUAAUUGCGGUUCUCAUUUCUGUUCAACCUCUCUGUACACAAGGUAUACAAGGUAUACGCUGUAUAAGUGGCCUUCUUGAACAAAUCUCUUUGCAAACUGAUUUCAUCCCAGCGAAGGAGUGCAUCAGCAACACUGUACAUUAAUUUCAGAUUUUCAUUUUCAUGUUUUAUUUUGUAAAUAUCUGAUGUUUGGAGCUUGAGUAUACAAAAUGUAAAUAUAGUUCAUGUAUUUGUACUAAUUCUGAUCCAUUUGCUGUAUAGCCUUAGGUGUGCAAUGCAGAUAUUAUCUAACUGUGUAUGGUAACCUUGCACCACUGAAUUGUUAGUGAACGAGGUGAAACAAUAAAGGUACAACCAGUGCAUUA